AUGGAGAGUCUUAUAAAGUGAGAAAGCUUAUUUCAGGAGAAAACAAUAAUCACUUGAAGGUGUGCUUUGGAGAAAUCAGCCCAGAAAAGAACUAAAAUUGGGUCAAGUGUUGAGACUUGCUCAGCAUUGCUGUUAGGGACUCGCCCAGAGCAGUGGGCAUUGGGGGGAGUUGGCUGGAUAUAAUCAAGGCAGCUUUUUUCCCAUUGGAGGAUCGUAGUGUCUCAUUUCUGUCCUUUCGGCUAGACUUGCAGAAGGGGUAUUCCAGAUUGUGGUCUCUGUGAGAACAGGCACAGUUCUCUUCCCUGGAGGGUCUUGGGUACAGGGCCGCACUGGUCCUCAGGACAGUUGCCACCAAGCCUGCGUUUAUACAGACUCUGGGGUUGUAAGAAUGUCAGGGAAACUGGGAUGUGUUACUGAGUGUGAAGCGAGCUGUGGGGUACCAGCCAUGCCUUCAUUUAUCCAGGGGCUCGCAAUCAUUAUCACGAUGGAAAACCUGGCCCCCCAAAAGAAGAAAACACCGUCUUGCCUUGAGCCCCUUUCUCCCAGCUGGGGUCCACUGCUGCCUGUGCAAGCAAAACUGCAUUUUCCUCCCCUCCUGCUACUCCGGCCGCCGACUGGAAGAGGGAGCUGCCCAGCGGCUGGGCUGCUCGCCUCACGCUGUAACCCUCUGCUGGCAAGUUCCCAGGACCAGCAUCCCGGCAGGCUGGCGGCUCCACCGGGGAGAUGGAGCCGCUCCCAGCCCUCCUUGAUUAGGAUAAGUCAGGGUUGUCAGGGCAACUGUUAACGGCAGCAUCUCCUGUUUUCCCCUCUGUGCUGUGUGUGCUGAAUAUUUUACUGUGCCGUAGCAGGAAAAGAAGAUUGGGAAAAGGUGCUGCAGCAGGAGGGAGAAGCUGGGAUCUGAUUGAGCAGGUCAGGCAGUGGGGGGAAGCAUCCGACCUGCGUGCCUUUCUGGAAGGAGAGAGAGACAGAGAGACAGAGAGACAGAGUGUGUGUGUGUGUGUGUGUGUGUGUGUGAGCGUGAGCGAGCUUGAGCCAGCACAUGUGCCUGUGAGGGGUAAGUGGGAGGGGGCUUGCAGAGGAGGCGGGGUGCUGCUAGGUGAGGGGGAACUGUGGGGCCUCAGUUGCCAAGAGGCUGGUAGUAUCUGUCAGCUGUUUGCACACUGUUUACCCAUAGGGGAUCUAUUACAAGUGCUCAAAUGAACCGGCAGCUUAGAAACUAGCAGCUUCCUGGGAGCUGCAAUUAUAUAAGCAUAUAGUUUUGAUAGACUAAUAAUUAAAAAACAAGUAGCAGCGGUAUGCCUGGAUCAGCUACAGCUUUCCGACAAGAGAGACUGAAGAAGACCAAUGCAAGGCCAGUCCCCCUUGGUUUAUUCACCAUUAAUGAGGAAGAUGAACAGCAAAAGAAUGGACAUUCCAGAAGACCAAAAGCGCCUGAUGGCAACAAAGUGCAAGAUAAGAAAACCGCGGCCUCCAAUCGGCCUGCUUCUGCUAUUUCAGGACAAAAUAGCAACCACACAGGAAAUAAACCAGACCCUCCACCAGUGCUGCGCGUUGAUGACCGGCAGCGGCUGGCGAGGGAGCGGCGUGAGGAGCGGGAGAAGCAGCUAGCUGCAAGAGAAAUAAUCUGGUUAGAGAGAGAAGAGCGAGCCAGGCAGCACUAUGAAAAGCACCUGGAGGAGCGGAAGAAGAAGUUAGAAGAGCAGAGGCUGAAAGAGGAACGUAGGAGGGCUGCUGUGGAGGAGAAGCGAAGGCAGAGGCUCGAGGAGGACAAGGAACGCCAUGAAGCCGUUGUACGACGUACAAUGGAAAGGAGCCAGAAGCCAAAACAGAAGCAUAACCGGUGGUCAUGGGGAGGUGCUCUCCACGGGAGCCCCAGUAUCCACAGCGCAGAUCCAGACAGGAGGUCAGUUUCCACCAUGAAUCUUUCGAAACAUGUUGAUCCCGUCAUUAGCAAGCGGCUCUCCUCUUCAUCUGCAACUUUACUAAAUUCUCCAGAUAGAGCUCGCCGCCUGCAGCUCAGCCCAUGGGAGAGCAGCGUGGUUAACAGAUUGCUGACGCCCACACAUUCGUUCCUGGCCAGAAGUAAAAGCACAGCUGCCUUGUCUGGAGAUACAGUUACCCCCAUGUGUCCUCGUUCAGCAUCUUGCAGCCCCAUCAACAUCAUGCCCUACAAAGCUGCACACUCUAGAAAUCCGAUGGAGCGACCAAAAUUCUUUGUAACACCACCGGAGGGCUCCGCGCGAAGGAGGACUGUUCACGGCACAGCGGGCUAUAAAAGAGAAAGGGAGAGAGAAAACUUACCCUUCCACCUCACACCCGGCAUCCGAAGGGCUCUAUCUCCAUCUCAUCCCAAAGCCAGAUCACCAGCUUCCUCCCGACUUUGGCUCCCAUCCAAGUCCUUUCCCCACUUGCCUGGCACCCCCAGACCAGCAUCCUCCAUGCCUCCUGGACCAGUCAAACCUGCCCCUGCUCAGGUCCGGCCCCCCUCGCCCGGCAACAUCCGCCCCAUCAAGAGAGAAGUCAGAGUGGAACCUGAGAGAAAAGACCCUGAGAAGGAACCUCAGAAAGUUGCCAAUGAGCCCUCACUAAAGGGCAGGGCACUUUUGGUGAAGGUAGAAGAAGCCACAGUUGAAGAGGGGACACCUGUCGAACCAGAGCUUGCUCCUGCUGCUCCGGAGGCAGCCUCAGCACCAGCCUCCGUUCCAGCCUCCACUCCGGCCCCUUCAUCCACUGUGACUGCCAUUACUUCUCUGAAGACCUCUGCGGGCACCACUGACCCGGAAGAGGCCACGAGGCUGCUAGCUGAGAAGAGGCGGCUGGCCCGAGAGCAGAGAGAGAAGGAGGAAAGGGAGAAGAGGGAGACGAAAGAGCUCGAAAGACAAAAGCGAGAAGAAUUGGCCCAAAGGGUGGCUGAAGAGAGAACCCGCCGAGAGGAGGAGGCCCGCCAGCUGGAAGCUCAGCAAGCCAGGGAGAGGGAAGAGCAGCUGCGGCGGCAGGAGGAGGAGCGGGCCCGGCGCGAGCGGGAGGAGAUGGAGCGCAUCCAGAAACAGAAAGAAGAAGAAGCUCGUGUUCGGGAAGAAGCAGAGAGGGUCCGGCAGGAACGGGAGAAGCAUUUCCAGAGAGAAGAGCAGGAGCGCCUGGAGAGGAAGAAGCGGCUUGAGGAGAUAAUGAAAAGAACCAGAAAAACAGAAGCUUCAGAUAAGAAAACCGUUGAUCAGAGAAAUGGAGAUAUAACCAAGGGAGCGCUCAUUAGAGAAACAGCAGUAUCUGCACUUCCAAAUAUGACAAACUCUCCAGGACAAGGAGAACCAGCAGCCAGCCCCCAUGUGGUUACCUCACACCAAUCAGAAGUGACUGUGGAGAGUACUCCCAAUUUGGAAAAACAACCAAAUGAAAAUGGAAUAUCAGUUCAGAAUGAAGAUUUUGAAGAAAUUAUAAAUUUACCCAUUGGAUCUAAACCAUCCAGAUUAGAUGUCACCAACAGCGAGAGUCCAGACAUUCCUUUGAAUCCUAUUUUGGCCUUUGGUGAUGAAGGGACACUUGGGACCCUGCCUCAGGUAGAUGGUGUUCAAACACAGCAAACAGCAGGUAAGCUUGCCUCGAACUCCCUUCAGUAAUCAUCAGAAAUAAAUAUGUGACACCCAAGAGGGAUUGAACCUUCUGCUGUGUGACUGUGACACACUUUGUCCUUAAGGGACCAAAUAAGCCACGUGGAAGAGAUUGUGCAUGGGUCAUUAGAAGUUGAAUUUUGAGUUGGCGUUGGGCAACUUCUAGGGCCGCUCUUGUUCUCCCACUCAGUGUAGAAAUUCGGUCCGCAGCACCCACUGGGUAUCCGUGGGCCUCUCCUCACGGAGCGGCACUCAUUGCCCAGUGGCAGUGCUUCAUAUUGCGUGCCCAGAUCACGCUUCAUAUUAAGACAGACGACCAUAACUGAGUGGCCAUUGAACGUAGUUCUGUCCACUAGAGAAAAGGUUUGUUUGGUUUCUAUUCCAUCUUUCUCAGCUCUUCAGACAUUUUAAGACUGCCAACAUGUUCUCCCACCAUUUUUCUCUCAUUUGGGUUUAGCAACCUGGGAUGAUAUACUAUUGUCCUUUGUAAAUGUAAUAAGAUAGUUACAAUUUAAGGUAAUGCGACUAAUAUUCCAGACUAGGAGCAUACUGAGCCCAAGGGCCUUCCAUCCCUUGUGGAGUGACCGUAGCUGUUGAAACUGCAAGUGACUCUCUUAUACCCUGUCUCUGGAACUCACACGUAACCCGAAGUCAUUGUGCAAAAAGAACAAUAGCUUUACAGGACCCAGAGAAAUAACAACAUAAAAAAAUUACCAGUGCAGUGCUCACAGUAACUCAACAGCACAGUCCCAUCAGUGUCAAGAACAAGUGGGAUAAUCCAGCUCCGUGUCUUUUCAAACCUCUUUGAUUUCUAUCUGCUUCUCUCCCAGCACCUCACUUUCAUGUAUUGACCAGCAUCUUUUUAUACUGUUAUGAAGAGAGCCAAGCAAAUUCAGGAUGUUUAUAGAUGAGUCGGUAAAGCAUUAUUUGUGGUCAAAUUAUUUUGUCAUUUAGAUUCCAUCUGUGCACUUUUAACGUAUUUCCCACUUUAAAACUGGUUGAAAAAGCCAACUUUGAACCUCCUAUCCAAAUGAAGCUAGUCUUUUUUCCUUCUCUAAUAUACCGACCUGGGGAGUGUAACUUCCCUUUAGUGAUCUACUUUUCUAGAUUGUAAAAGGAAGAAGGUCCAGCUGUCAGUGGAAGCUAUAAAGCCUGACAUUCUGACUCUUAAGCCUUUGAGAACAAUCUGAUUACCUGUGUGUCGGUGGAAACAUUCCUGGUACAGCUUCCUGCUUUGUCAUGUCACAGAUUCAGAGAGAUGGAAGGAACAUUCAGAUGACUUCCUGCUUCAUUUGCCAGGCUUUAAAUCACCUUUUGAUGUACCUGUCAUUUCAUUCUCACUCUUCCAUACCUUCUCUAGGAACAUAGUCCAGUGUCUGUGAUAUUAAGUGGUGUUAGGUUUCUUUUGUGGCCAUGACUACUUAUCAACCAACAUUUAUGUAACCUCCAACGUAUGGUUGGAACCCGAAGUAUCGGGGACUGAGGAUUCAAGACAAAUGAAUGUAAAGUCCCUGUUCUCAAAGAAAAGUACAGUUGACUUAACGCAGUUUGGAAAAGGAAAUGAUAUAUAGCCUAAGUUAAAGAAAAGGACAUGUUUUCCUAUUAGUGGUAGAAUUCACUUACAUAUAAGACCACGGAUCCUGAUAAAAUUGCCUAUUCUUAUAUAAGACAAUGUAUAUAAAAGCAUGGUAAAGUUUUAGGAGUGUAAGAUAUUACUGUAGUAUUCUUUAAGAUUUUAGAUAAAUGUCAUAUUAAUCUGUUCUUUUUUCUGUC
Messenger RNA from Delphinapterus leucas (beluga whale), 5381 nucleotides. Lineage: Eukaryota; Metazoa; Chordata; Mammalia; Artiodactyla; Monodontidae. The record is from RefSeq and is a predicted model, not a curated record.